AAUUCACUUCGACACGCUAACAACAUGAACACCAUCACCGUCCUCGCUUUCUUCGGCCUUGUGGCCGCCGCCUGCGCCGGCUUCGUCGGUGGCUACGGCGGAUACGGCCACGGCCUUGGCUAUGGUCUCGGCUACGGACACGGCGUCGCUGUUGCUCCGGUUGCCGCUGUCCACAAGACCGUCGUCGCUCCCAGCUACAGCGCCGGAGCUCAUUAUGGCUCUGUCCACGCUGUGGGCCACGGCUACGGCCAUGGUUACGGCUACGGCCAUGGUUACGGCUAUGGCGGCUAUGGUCUUGGCUACGGACAUGGCCUCGGAUACGGCCACGGCCUCGGAUACGGUGUUGCUCUCAAGGGUGUCGCCGUCGGUCUUGGCUAUGGUCACGGAUACGGCCACGGCUAUGGCUAUCAUGGUUAAGCGUUAUUUCUUUUGACGGAGACUGGGAAAUAGGAUCUUCAAAUUGGCACCAGGCGCCUCGUGGGACAAGUGUCGUCGGGCAGGAGAAGCUAAUAAAAUUAUAUGCGAUGAAA
Dermacentor andersoni is the source of this 530-nucleotide messenger RNA. RefSeq lists its product as uncharacterized. The record is from RefSeq and is a predicted model, not a curated record. NCBI's taxonomy places the organism in Eukaryota, Metazoa, Arthropoda, Arachnida, Ixodida, Ixodidae.